Caretta caretta (loggerhead turtle) is the source of this 3136-nucleotide messenger RNA. RefSeq names its product G protein-coupled receptor 37 (gene GPR37). Gene Ontology annotation, cellular component: signaling receptor complex; plasma membrane. The record is from RefSeq and is a predicted model, not a curated record. Gene Ontology annotation, molecular function: prosaposin receptor activity; G protein-coupled peptide receptor activity. Gene Ontology annotation, biological process: positive regulation of MAPK cascade; adenylate cyclase-inhibiting G protein-coupled receptor signaling pathway. Lineage: Eukaryota; Metazoa; Chordata; Testudines; Cheloniidae.
CGCGCGCAGGCAGCUCUCCUCCUCUUCCUCCCCCCUCUGGCCAUGCAGCGCAGCGCUGGCUCGCUUCUUUCCACCGGCCCGGCGGCUCUCGCCGCCCCUUCUUCACGCCCGUCGCGCUGGCGAAGGAGAAGCAGCCGGUCAACACGUUACUAGCGGGGGGACUCCCGGGGCUGCUGCUGCUCCCCUCUGAACUUGCAACGGGCGGGAGGAGCCGCUUGGCCGCUGCUAAUUUCAUGAUCUGAUUUCACCUUGCGGUGUUACCCGCCGAUCAGAUGCGGUCGCUAAUUCCAGCAAGAGUUUUGCAAAGCUCUUAAGCACCCUUGGGCUGGAUGCAGCAACCUGUUUACUCCGAGGCGCUGGAGAAGAGGAAGGAGUGUUUGCAAUGAUCUGGCAGGGGGGAGGGAGCUUGUAUGUUCGCAGAGACCUUUCCGUGCAGUAGAGGCAAACCGCCGGGAUAAAGCCAACAUCAAGAGGAUGUGAUUAGGUAGCUCAAGACCCGCUGCAAGUGUUACCCCAGAAAGGGCGGCGCGCUGGAUGGGGGGCGGCGGGUUCCUCUAGCGUUUGCACUUGCUACGAUAAUUCGGAGACGUUGAUGCAACUUCUCAAGCUGGAGCCGGUGUGCGAGUGUUUGUCAGCAGCAGGGACAUGGGUCUAACUCCUAACACCACCAGCGUGGGCAGCAGCUGCUUAUAAAGGGGGAGCCACCGAGUGCGACCACCUCACCGCCAUGCAGCCCCACCGCGCGCCCUUCGCAUUCGCCUUGGUCCUGCAGCUGCUCGGAGCUUUGACCCCCUUCGCCCAAGUGGCCGGCCCCCGGGCGCCCUUGGCCCCAGCUGCUCUGGAGGGGAGAGCGGAUCGCGAGAGAGAAGGUGCUCCGCAUGCAACCCGGCGCCAGGCAGCCCCUGGGCUGCUCCAGCAAGUGCUGCCCUCACCCAAAGAGGAGAGCCGCCGGACCGUCCGCGGAUUCAGUUUAGGAAACGGUGCCAGAGGGUCGUGGCAGAAAGCGCUUGCCAGCAGAUCCAAAGCAACAGCACCACAUGCAGCGGCGGAAGAGGCUGCACCGAUGCACGGCGCUAGGGACUUUGCUGCUGACGCUGCCCUUCGCUUGGGCGUGAGGAACAGUAGCAGUAGAUUUCCUGCCCUGGAGCCUAGGAGGCAGCCUGAGACCCCUGGGCAGGACCCUGGCGAGGGGAGGGAGAAUACGGACCGAUCGGUAGCUAUGGGGAUGGGAGGAUACUCUACUCUCCAGUGGCUUGCCGUGCACGGGGAGGAAGGUAGCAGCCAUGCUUCAAGCCACAGCCCCAAGAGGCUUGCCAGGAGCAGGAGAGGAGCCAGCGAGCUGCAGGGCAGGGGCAAGGGAGGAGGGGGAGGGAAACCCAGGAGCCUUAAGAAUAGCAACCUGGCAAAGCCUUUCAACAGCUCCUUGGGCAGCCCGGCACCUCCAGCCAGGGGUGAUGGAGAGGAGGAGGAUGCCCCUCAGCUGCUGCCUUUGAAUGGCUCCUCCCGCGGUGGGCUAGAGAGGGGCGCAGGAGCCCGCAGCAAUGGGACAAGCCGCCGGGCCCGGCUGAAGAACCCUUUCUACCCGCUGACCGAGGAGUCGUACGGCGCCUAUGCGGUCAUGUGCCUGUCCGUGGUGAUAUUCGGCAUCGGGAUCAUGGGCAACAUGGCAGUGAUGUGCAUCGUGUGCCACAACUACUACAUGAGGAGUAUCUCCAACUCCCUGCUGGCCAACCUGGCCUUCUGGGACUUCCUCAUCAUCUUCUUCUGCCUGCCCCUGGUGAUCUUUCAGGAGCUCACCAAAAAGUGGCUGCUGGCAGACUUCUCCUGCAAAAUCGUUCCAUACAUCGAGGUAGCUUCUCUUGGAGUCACUACGUUCACACUAUGUGCCCUCUGUAUAGACCGAUUUCGUGCUGCCACUAAUGUACAGAUGUAUUAUGAGAUGAUUGAAAACUGUACUUCAACAACUGCCAAACUGGCCGUUAUAUGGGUUGGUGCUCUGUUGUUGGCACUUCCAGAGGUUGUUUUACGCCAGUUGACAAAGGAAGACUCUCCAUUUAGUGGCAGCCCACCAGGGGAACGGUGCGUGGUAAAGAUCUCUACUGAAUUACCUGAUACCAUUUAUGUAUUAGCUCUCACAUAUGAUGGUGCAAGACUCUGGUGGUAUUUUGGCUGCUACUUUUGUUUGCCUACUCUUUUCACUAUUACCUGUUCUCUGGUAACAGCAAGGAAAAUCAGACGAGCAGAGAAGGCUUGCACACGAGGGAACAAGCGACAAAUUCAGCUGGAAAGUCAGAUGAACUGCACAGUGGUGGCUUUGACCAUUUUGUAUGGGUUUUGCAUCAUUCCUGAAAACAUUUGCAACAUUGUGACUGCAUACAUGUCCACAGGAGUCUCCCGGCAGACUAUGGAUCUCCUCCAUCUCAUUAGCCAGUUUCUUUUGUUCUUUAAGUCCUGUGUGACCCCAGUCCUCCUUUUCUGUCUUUGCAAACCGUUCAGUCGGGCCUUUAUGGAAUGUUGCUGUUGUUGCUGUGAUGAAUGCAUACAGAAGUCUUCAACGGUAACAAGCGAUGACAAUGACAAUGAGUACACCACAGAGCUUGAACUCUCCCCUUUCAGUACCAUCCGUCGUGAAAUGUCCACCUUUGCUUCGGUUGGGACUCACUGCUAAUCGACUCUGUGGCUUUAUUUGCAGUACCCCUGUUGUUUUUUUUAAACGUCAUAUUUUUCUUGUUGGAACAAAAUGCAAGGAAAAAAUGUUGCUUCUAAGAACUACCCUGUAAACCGAUUUGCAUAUUAACACUUGUGCUUUGGAAAAUAAUUUCUGUUGAGUUAUUAAAAUGAGAGAGCCAACAUGGAGUUUUAAAUCAUUGUAUUUGGGAUGGUGCUCGUAUUCUAUUGUUUGAGGUAGCGGGGCAACCACGUCGACCUACUUUAUUUAAUUCCUUGCUAAUUUUUUUAUAAUCACUGUAAAUUGAUUACAUAAACGUGAUUUUUUGAAAGAUGUUUAAUGUAAAAGAUGUGGUGGAAAGUAUUUGAAGCUAGUUUUAAUCCAAUUUACUGUACAAUAUUGUGAGAAUAUUUGGAGUCUGGGAAAUUUACAAGGUAGUAUAAUAAUAAAUGAGAUUUUAUUCUUUAA